UCCAGUUUCAACAAUGCAAGUCCUCAUCAUUUUCUCUGCCUUCUUGGUUGUCCUUGCUCAAUGUGGAUACCCAGUUCCUGAUGCAUAUCCAGCAUCUUAUCCAGUUGCUCCUUCAUAUCCAUCUGCAUCUGUCUACUCGGCAAGCUCUAUCAGUAAUAGUGAAGGUUCUGUUGAUACUGAAUCUAAUGUAGAAUUCCGCAAACGUGCCAAAGCCCGUACCGUCCAAAACCGCAAAUUCCAUCGCCGUGCUCUUCAGCCAAUCAGAAGAUUCCAACAGAAAAAACAAUAAAAUUUCAAAAAUAAAUUGAAUUUAUUUUUCGCUUUAAAAGUUUUCCCGAUAAGCCAUUCAAUAAAUCAUUUUUUCGAAAAUUUU
Messenger RNA from Caenorhabditis elegans, 373 nucleotides. RefSeq lists its product as uncharacterized. The transcript has 2 exons. The record is from RefSeq and is marked reviewed. NCBI's taxonomy places the organism in Eukaryota, Metazoa, Nematoda, Chromadorea, Rhabditida, Rhabditidae. Bases 14 to 289 code for a protein of 91 amino acids.